CCCGGCCCACAUCACGCCAGCAGUCAGCAGAGUACCCGAUGCCCCCACUAGGGAGGAAAAACAACGCACUCCAACUCCAGUGACCAGCAGAGCCAUUUGGUGCGAGCGAGAUAACUACGCGCGGCUCCCCGGUCUCUCUCGCUGUCCACCUCCGACCCCCUCCCCUCCUCCGCCCAUUCCCCUUGUUCUCGUGAUCGCCUCCGGCCCCGAGGUCCGGCGAGAGGGACGCGCCGCGCAGCUCGCGGGAGGUUCUUGCUGCGGAGCUCGUCCAUUUGCGAGCAGAUCGGGCGAGAAGCUCGCCGCCGGCGUGAGGGGCCGUCUUCCGCGUCCGUCCGUUGGUUGGGGUGGAGACAGUGACACAAGUGGGCUGGCUGCUUCGCCGCUGUUGCUUGUAGGUGGCGGUAGCCUCUGGAACACUCCCGCUGCAACAGGCAGGCCCAACAGUUUAUAUAUUUGGAAAUACUACAAGUAGCCAAAUCAGGCGUCGUCGGCAUGCAGUCGUAUUGGGCACCGCUCUUCCCUAACACUGCCGUGGAAAAGCAGGGGAUGCAUUCCUUGUACAGCGAUUAUGCACAUAUAUUUGACUUGUCAUCGGAGAAUACAAGCCUGGGCAGCUACAUCGCUCCUAAAGUGGGGCACCUGGCUGUCUUGUUGAAACGUUCUGCCCUCCUUACUGGAAGCGCAUUUUUUACCAUUGCCAUCCGCUACAGAGCUCUGCUGGACAGAUGGAUACUGCAAAAAUGCGCCGUCUCCCAGGGUGCACCUGUUCAAUCAACCAUGAUGUUGCGAUCCUGUUGGCAGUGUAGAUCCCUGCCUUUGUUUGUUGGCAUUGGUGUUCUAAUGGCAAGGCUCUGUAGUUACAUUACCAUUCAGAGUCCUAACAAUAAUCGGCAAGUCAUCCGCGGCAUUGAAGCUAACCUUCAGGGCGAUUCGAUCAUCGAGAAGAACGAGUUCUGCAAUCAGCAAUCCGUCCUUCCAAGUUUGCUUGGCAGCAAGCAUGACUAUGUCCGUUUGCUGCUUCAUUUUAUUUGUAGCACUGCCAUUUUUAAGGCGUAUACGGUGCCAAAGGUGACCAGCUUCAAGGAGAGGAGCAUAGAAAGGAACUAUGAUUUCAGUGCACUUCGGAGCAUCGUGGCAAGAAAUGGACAUUAUCUGACUUUUAUUGGAGCGUUGGUGACUCUGCAGAUCUUUCUACAGAUGAACAGAGUGAACACUACCACUUCACUGCUGCCAAUGCUGAUUCAAACAAUAAGUUCCAGGAGCAAAGCUGCGGUUUUCAGCAAGAUGGUGAUAAUAUUGGUGAACUCGUGCAGCAUUCUUGGAUCCGCUUUCACGACAAAACACCACGGUCGUGCGGCAACGUUAACCGUCAGCAUUGUUCUAAUGGUAUUUUGCCAGAUGGCGAUUCCAUUGAUCGUCGAGUUCCACAUCGGGUUUGGCGGCGCAAGCCGAAUGCCGAGAGGGUACACCGCUGCCAUGUUCUUGCUCACCUGCGUCGUCUCCUGCGGCCUCAGUUGGUCAUGGGGCUCUAUGUUCUGGACCUUUCCCGGCAAGAAGGCCCACUCGGCAGGUCAGCUCUUAGGCAUGGCUCUGAAUUUGGCCCUAUGCUACGCCCAGAUGCAGUACUUCCUGAUGAUGCUGUGGCGGCUGAAGAACGCCAUCCUAGCCUACUAUGCCAUGUGGAUUUGGUCGUGAUUAAAUUAGGUUCUGCACAUAAACCACGGCUAGACGAUAGCGCCGUGGAGUAGUUCAGUGGGUCUGAAUCUCAUGCUAUCCCUUUUUUUCUUGGACAUAUUUUUGUAUAGUUUUUGUCUGUAAGUACCUUUCCGAAUAGUUCUCCUGUAAGCUUGCAGGGGUCCUAUCUGUAGUAGUAGGUCGCACUGUCUAUAUACCGUAUGUAAAUAGAAGCAUAAGCGCGCUUCGCUGCUCUGGUCUUUGA
This is a messenger RNA of Triticum dicoccoides, 1939 nucleotides long. Its product is annotated as sugar transport protein MST1-like. Lineage: Eukaryota; Viridiplantae; Streptophyta; Magnoliopsida; Poales; Poaceae. The transcript has 5 exons. The coding region runs from base 493 to 1695 and encodes 400 amino acids. Gene Ontology annotation, molecular function: carbohydrate transmembrane transporter activity. The record is from RefSeq and is a predicted model, not a curated record.